This is a messenger RNA of Kickxella alabastrina, 744 nucleotides long. Its product is annotated as vacuolar ATP synthase subunit D. Gene Ontology annotation, biological process: vacuolar acidification. Gene Ontology annotation, molecular function: proton-transporting ATPase activity, rotational mechanism. Gene Ontology annotation, cellular component: fungal-type vacuole membrane; vacuolar proton-transporting V-type ATPase complex. The transcript has a single exon. The record is from RefSeq and is a predicted model, not a curated record. NCBI's taxonomy places the organism in Eukaryota, Fungi, Kickxellomycota, Kickxellomycetes, Kickxellales, Kickxellaceae. The coding region runs from base 1 to 744 and encodes 247 amino acids.
AUGAAUUUGACAGUCACCAAGACUCGCCUAAAGGGCGCACAGACCGGCCACUCGCUGCUGAAACGCAAGAGCGAGGCUCUGACCACACGAUUCCGCGCAAUUGUCCGCAAGAUUGAGGAUGCAAAGUUAAAGAUGGGCAGGGUAAUGCAGAAUGCCUCAUUCUCACUGGCCGAGGUGGCCUACAUUACGGGCGACAUCAGCUACCAGGUGCGUGAAAGCGCCAAGCACGCGACCUUCAGAGUCUCGGCCAAGCAGGACAACGUUUCUGGUGUCCUUUUGCCUGCCUUUGAGCCGGCCAUGCAGCCGGGUAGUCAAUUUGAGCUCACAGGCCUUGGGCGUGGCGGUCAGCAAAUUCAGAGAGCAAGGGCGGUGUAUACAAAGGCUGUGGAAACUCUGGUGGAGCUGGCCUCUUUGCAGACCGCCUUUGUCAUACUCGACGAGGUCAUCAAGCUGACCAACCGUCGCGUCAACGCUAUCGAGUACGUCAUUAUCCCGAGGAUCGAAAACACUAUUUCAUAUAUCAACUCGGAGCUUGAUGAGCAGGACCGUGAGGAGUUUUAUCGUCUGAAGAAGAUCCAGGGAAAGAAGAAGGACAGGGCGGUGGCUGCUCAGAAGUUGCUCGACGAAAAGGCCAAGCUUGCUAUUGUCGACGGCAGCAUCCAUGGCGCUGUCAGUCAGGAGGAAGCCCAGUUGGGAGUGCGUAACAUCCUGGCCGAGCAGGUCGACGAGGAUAUCAUUUUCUAA